UUCAUAUCUAAGGGAUUGUUUUAGUUCACUUGUUUUCUGUUACGUAUACAACAACAAAAAAGGCUAUAUAAGGCAGCAUCUCGGCUUUCCUUUUAACCAGAGUCAACCUCCUCCUUUCUCUUCAGCUUUCAUUACCUUCUUACUGAACUCCUUUCAACAAAUCAGUCUAUUUCAGAACAUUUCAAUUCACCUUCACAAUCAGAAACUUUGGUUGUCUGGUGAUUGUUAAACGAAUUAGACAUUUGUUAAAGGAAUUCGUCUAUCUUUUUCAGCCAGUUCUGCCCAAACUCGGCUGUAACUUUUGUCAUUACCCCAUAUCAUAUUGAUUCCAAUCCUCCGGAACCAAUACAAGAAGCAUUCAUAUACCCUUUACUUUCAUUAUUAGGAAAAACUAUUUUUUUGAGAAUUUCAUUUAGCACCUUUAAAAAACUAACACAAUGAACGUCUUGACUCCUAUUGCUGAUGGUAUUCCCAAUGGAUUCGCUAAAAGAGACCAUCCUCUACAACCCAAGGCAAUUUCCGUCUCUGAUCAACCUAUCCAAACUAACAAGUUCUAUGGUAACCUUUUUUUGGAAGACCAAAAGUUUCCAAGUUUCCCCCAACCAUAUUCAGUGACAUGGAGGAACAAGGAUGAUGGCUUCUCUGGUCUAGGCAUCAGUCAUACAGAAGCCAGCCAGUAUGCAUAUGGACCUGAUCCUAGUAAAACUCCGUGUGAGUUCUAUAUCAAUCCCUUAGGAUUAUUCUCGUUGAUUAUUUCUGCGAAUGAGUUUUCUAACGGAAACAAACUUUCCGCGAGUAAUCCUCGUCAUUUUUCCGUUCUAGUUACUCUGGAACCUUCCUUUUUAUCUGAUGGAAACAUCACGAUUCCUAUCGUUACUGGAAGUGCAUUCAUCAGCGCCAUUUACAAGAAUUUGACCCCAGUCUUCAAUUCGUCCAUUAUGGUAAAGUCGCUUGAUAAGAGUGACUACAGUGGUGGCUCUAAGUACAAGGUCACGUUGGAGGAUAACAAGGUUUGGCUCAUUUAUGCCUUCCCUUCCGACUCUAGCUCUUUUGAUCUAAAAACAGACAGUAACCGUAAGUUAGUUGCAUCCUCCAAAUUUAACGGACUUGUCCAAAUUUGCAAGAUUCCCAGUUCUAGUGUCGAUGACGGCACAGGUGACAAAACUUUUGACAAGUAUGCUGGCGUCUAUGCAACCGGCAUCACUUUAAGUGCUAAUGUUUCUGACACAACUGGUGAGUACUGGUUUACUUUUGAUAAAGCUGGUGACAAAUCUAAGAGUCCACUAAUGUAUGCUCUCCCUCACCAUCAAAGUACUUUUGGCUCUGAUACCCAGGGAUCAAAGACGGGUAUGGCUUUACAGAGCACUGUUAAGGGCACUAUGAUUGCUUAUGGAGCAGAUAAAUGGCAUUUAGUGGAAGAAAAUCUCCCCAAGGAUGUAUGGUUUGUCCCUUACCCUUGGAAUGGGGGAAAUCAAAACAAUUCUCGAGAAGUAUUAGAUAUUAUCCGUUCUGCUUGUGGGAAAGACGUGGAUUUUGAUGUCGUGACUGCAACAGAUACAAAUAGUAUGUAUGCGUCUGGUAAAAUCCUCGCUAAAUAUGCUCAAAUUGCUUUGGUGGCAGCCAAAGUCUUGCAUAUAGAUGAGUACAUGAAGACUAGUAUUGAAAAAUUGAAGCAAGCCCUCCACAGAUUUAUUGAUAACAAGCAACAGUUCGCUCUUAAUUACGAUAACACCUACAAAGGUAUCAUUAGUACCGCAGGUCUUGAGGAUCCCCUUGCCGACUACGGUAAUACUUAUUACAAUGACCAUCAUUUCCAUUAUGGUUAUCAUAUCUAUGCAAUGGCUAUUGCUGGCUUAUUAGAUCCAGAUUGGGUUGCGGAUCCCCAAAACGAGUUUGUUAAUGCUUUGAUGCGUGAUGUAGCAAAUCCUGUAGAAGAUGAUAACAACUUUCCUUUUUUCCGAUCCUUUGACUGGUUUAGUGGUCAUUCUUGGUCUAAAGGUUUGUUCGCAAGUGGUGAUGGUAAAGAUGAAGAAUCAACAUCUGAAGAUUACAACUUUUACUACGCUAUGAAACUUUGGGGAGCGGUUAGAAAGGAUGAAAACAUGAUUAACCGUGCAAAUUUGAUGCUGGGAGUAAUCAGAACGAGCAUGAAUGAUUAUAUCUAUAUAACUCCCGAGAACAAUAUUCAGCCAGAAAAAAUACGUGGCAAUUACUGUGCAGGAAUCACUUUUAUGAACAAGGUUGACUAUACCACCUAUUUCGGUACUGAUGAGUACUUGAAGCAAGGAAUCCAUAUGAUCCCAAUCACUCCUAUCAGUGGUUACGUUCGUACUCCUUCUUAUGUAAAGUCAAGCUGGGAUGCUAAACUUGCUCCAAUUAUCAACAGUUUUUCGAACAAUUGGACUGGUAUCCUUUAUUCAAAUUUAGCUAUUACCGACCCCACCGCUGCAUGGAACGAGUUUGUUUCUCCCAAUUUUGAGGACUCUAAUGUUGACGAAGGUGCUUCAAGAACUUGGUACUUGACAUUAGCAGCCUGGAUGGGUGCCUUGCCUUAAAUGCUAUAUGUGAUAAUAUGUUUGGCAUAUAUGAAAGAAAGUAAUGAAAGAAACGACAGUUAUGAACAGGCAGGCUUAGCAAUCUCUUUACAGAGAGUGCUUUUACGACAAACCUUUAGAAGUUAGUCUAAAAUAAAUUUACAGGCUACUUGCUACGGCAAACGUAGUGCUUUUACGAGUGCAUUGAGGAAGUAAAAUUGAUUACAACUUUAAUUGCAUUCCUCUACAUUUUUUUGUGAAAUUUAAAAUAUAUAUAUAUAUAUUAACAACAUUAUUACCAGGUACUUCAGAGAAAGUUUAGAAGGACAUUGCUAGUUGGAAUAGGCGAGGUUAGGAAGAUACUGCCCUACACAUAAACGUAAAUCAAAAGUGGUUUUAAAGUGAGAAAAGAGUACCAGAGACUUGUUUAAAAGAAGAGAGAAAAAAAGAAAUAUUUUACAGCUUUUCAAAUAUACGAAUGAGUAGAAAUCUUGCUAAUCUUGGUAAGAAGGAGGUCGAAUUAACAUUCUUUUCCCUCUUUUUAGUUCUGGAGACGUUACUCUGUGUUUAAAAAGCAUCAAGGUUCAUAGAGCAAGUAAAAAGGGCUUGUUCACAACAGUGUUCUUUGGGAAAUUCCUAGCUAGAAAUAGCAUAGCCCUUCCAUACUGUCAAGAUGGCUUCAAUUGUUUAUUGGAAAUAUCUAAUGAUGUUCUAAUAAGUCUCUCUUCAGAUAUAUAGCGAGUUAUGUCGCCUUUAGGAGGGCAUCUAUCCAUUUUGUAGACAUGUUAUUCAUAAUGAGUUAUCAAAGAUCAUCAUUCAAUGUAUAUGUUAUUCAUUGAGCGUUCCUAUUCAACCUCAAGACCCA
Schizosaccharomyces cryophilus OY26 is the source of this 3399-nucleotide messenger RNA. Its product is annotated as endo-1,3-beta-glucanase Eng2. The record is from RefSeq and is a predicted model, not a curated record. Lineage: Eukaryota; Fungi; Ascomycota; Schizosaccharomycetes; Schizosaccharomycetales; Schizosaccharomycetaceae. The transcript has a single exon. Gene Ontology annotation, cellular component: cell surface. Gene Ontology annotation, molecular function: endo-1,3(4)-beta-glucanase activity; glucan endo-1,3-beta-D-glucosidase activity. The coding region runs from base 438 to 2555 and encodes 705 amino acids.